AUGUCAAAAGUAGUAACGGGGGGCGCUCGAGGCUGUGGGCUCGCCUUUGCGCGCGGACUGGCUGAGGCAGGGGCGAAUGUAGCCAUCUUUGAUGUUGUAGAUCCGGACACUGAAUUCUAUGCCAUGGAGAAGGACUAUAAUGUUCGCACAGCGUAUUACAGAGUCGAUGUUUCGUCGCGGGAAUCGCUGGAGAAUGGUUUCAUGCAGUUUCAGAAGGGCUUUAAUAAUGCACUCGAUAUUUGUGUCCCAUGCGCUGGGAUCAACCGUCAUCUUCCCUUCCUGGAGUUUACCUACAAAGACCACCACGAUCUUGUCUCGAUUAAUAUGAUCGCAAACGGAACCAAGCAUGGGAGCAUCGUGCUUGUAGCUAGUAUGGCUAGUCACAUUGCUGUGCGAAGCCAACUGUGCAGCGCGUACUGUGGAACCAAAGGAGCAGUUCGAUCUAUGUGCCCUGCAAUUGCAAAAGAGCUGGCAGAAUACUUCCCCCAUCUUGUUCAAGGCUGGGAGUUGGAAGCCAUGAAUGGACGUAUCGCUGAGCCCGAGGAUAUCAUGGGGGCGUGUGUUUUCCUAGCGAGCGACGCCAACAAUGAAGGAUAUAUUUCUAAAGGCCCUAUUGAUGCUUCAACUACGGUCGUUGUGGUCGGCGCUGGGCCGUCCGGGUUGAUGCUCGCAUGCAAUCUGGCUCGAUUCGGUAUUGAUGUUAGAAUCCUGGAUGAUCGUCCGGACAAGACCUCCACCGGCAAGGCGGAUGGCAUGCAACCCAAGACGAUUGAGACAUUCAGGCAGAUGCGACUCGCUGAUCCGCUGUUGAGAAAUUCUGCCCGUGUCUACGAUAUUUCUUUCUGGCGAUCAAUGCCAGAUAAGCCACUCCACCGGACAGGACGCCAAAGGCAUUAUCCUGAUCAUCUCGUCGGAGCCUCCGAUCCUUAUAUCCUUCUUGCCCACCAGGGUAUGGUUGAAGAAGUUUUAAUCGAUGAUAUGGAGGCUAGAGGUGUCUUUGUCAUGAGAAAUAGUCGGUUUGCUUCUUGUUCGCGCGUGGCAGGCACAGGGCAGCUGGAUAUUGCGUAUGAGGACCUGGGGAGCAAGACCGUCAAAACAAUCCGGGCCGGCUACCUAGUUGGAUGUGACGGUGCUCGUUCAAAGGUAAGGGAGUGUAUCCCCGAUGCGCAGUUGGAGGGUGAGGUGACCAACGCCUCAUGGGGCGUGCUGGAUGGUGUCAUCGAUACCGAUUUUCCCGACCUCUGGAGUAAAGUUGCAGUGCGUUCCGCUCUGGCCGGGUCUAUUCUUUGGAUCCCACGCGAACGCAACAUGACUCGAUUAUACGUUCAGCUCAGCGAGACCGACGGCGAACGGGUUGAAAGGUCCAAAGCUACACCCGAAUAUGUUAUGCAAAGAGCAAGAGAAGCAAUGUACCCCUUCCGCCUUGAGUGGAAAACGAUUGAUUGGUUCGGAAAUUAUGUUGUGGGCCAACGCGUAGCGAAGCGUUUCAUGGACUCAGAGGCGCGGAUAUUCAUUGCCGGUGAUGCUGGGCACUGCCACUCUGCUCUAGCAGCCCAAGGGGCGAAUACAAGCAUGCAUGACAGUUUUAAUCUGGCAUGGAAGCUUAAUCUUGUCAUUCGUGGGUUGGCCAACCCGUCCCUUCUAUCUACCUAUGAAGAGGAGCGACAAAAGAUUGCGUACGAUCUUAUAAACUUCGAUGCAGAACAUUGCAAAGCUUUCUCACAAGGCGAGGCUGCCCUUGCCAAGAACUUUGAUGAAAAUAUUCGCUUUAUCUCUGGCAUGGGUGCGGAAUACUCACAGGGCUUGCUGAGCCGAGGCAGGGCUGCCAUAUCAACCCCCCUGCGGCCUGGCACUCUCCAGCGUCCAGGAAAGGUAACUCGAUACAUUGACGCCAACCCCGUGUCCAUCCAGCUUGAUGUUCCGAUGUUGAGCCAAUUCCGAAUAUUCUUCUUUGUUCCAGAUGUUCCCAAGGCACUUGGGUUUCUCAGUAUCGUAUGUGAGGGACUUGACAACGCGACUGGGAUUGGAAAGAUCUCCUCACGAGCAAACCAGUCAUAUGCGAUUCAACCCCAUAGGGCAACUCCAUCAGACACAUUUAUGAACUCACAGAGAUAUACCGCGGUAUCAAGGGCUUUCACUUAUGCGAUGGUGACUCAGUCUUCCAAGUCUGAGUUCGAAAUUGCAGAUUUACCCAAGGCACUGCAAGGUAGUCGCUGGACCUUAUAUCUGGACGAUGUUGAUUCACCCUGUUGUACAGACAAAUGGGUUGGGCCAUUGCAGGGAGAUCAUGCUGGCAUAGUGAUCGUGCGACCAGAUGGAUACGUUGGAACCAUCGAGACAUGGGAACUGGCAGCGGGCACCGAGGCUGGGAAGUGGAUUGACGACUACUUCGCAUUCAUGAUGUAA
This is a messenger RNA of Aspergillus pseudotamarii, 2406 nucleotides long. Its product is annotated as FAD binding domain-containing protein. The record is from RefSeq and is a predicted model, not a curated record. The coding region runs from base 1 to 2406 and encodes 801 amino acids. NCBI's taxonomy places the organism in Eukaryota, Fungi, Ascomycota, Eurotiomycetes, Eurotiales, Aspergillaceae. The transcript has 10 exons. Gene Ontology annotation, molecular function: FAD binding; oxidoreductase activity.